CCACGACAUGAAGCCAGGAGCAGAUGGGGAUGUGGAUGAGGAGCACUCCCAGCUAGAGGAGGAAGAGACAGAGGAGUUCCGGGAUGAGGCCUCCUCUGAGCAGAGCAAGAAGGAGUCGGAGGAGCAGGGCGAGGUGAUCAGCAAGGAGCAGCUCGUCGCGCUUGCCGCGAAGGUGAGCGCCAUCUGGCAGCGGCUCGCAGCGCUGCUCAAGUUCCAGGCGGACGAGAUCGUGUACUUUGAGAGCGACACACGGGACGCGAGCGAGCAGGCGCAGAAGAUGCUGCAGAUCUGGAUGGAGAACGAGGAGGAAGCCACGGCCGAGAUGCUGCGAGCUCCCCUCGUCGAGCUGGGGCUCGAGGCGGCGUGGAGCGAAGUGUUUCAGAGCGUGAGUUGAGGUGAGGCGGAGGAGGAACGGAGGAGCGAGGUGUUUCAGAGCGUGAGCUGAGGCGAGGUGGAGGAGGAACGGAGGAGCGAGGUGUUUCAGAGCGUGAGCUGAGGCGAGGCGGAGGAGGAACAGAGGAGCGAGGUGUUUCAGAGCGUGAGCUGAGGUGAGGCGGAGGAGGAACAGAGGAGCGAGGUGUUUCAGAGAGUGAGCUGAGGCGGCGAGGCGGAGGAGGAACAGAGGAGCGAGGUGUUUCAGAGAGUGAGCUGAGGCGGCGAGGUGGAGGAGGAACACACGUUGAUGAGGAUGAAGCUCUGGUGGAGCUCGUCUGGACGAUGCUAGGUGAUGUUCAGGUUGAUACUGGAAUCACUAGACACCGCCACCGAGAAGAUUCUGUGUGAAAGAUGCCCAACGAUGAUGCUUGACAGAAGCUGGCGAACGAUGGCAUUAUUACGGUAAAUGCAUAUUUAUAGAAAAUAAAAACAAAACCAUUGAAGCUGUGGUUUA
This is a messenger RNA of Priapulus caudatus, 889 nucleotides long. RefSeq lists its product as uncharacterized. The record is from RefSeq and is a predicted model, not a curated record. The coding region runs from base 8 to 394 and encodes 128 amino acids. Gene Ontology annotation, molecular function: protein binding. The transcript has 2 exons. Gene Ontology annotation, biological process: signal transduction. Lineage: Eukaryota; Metazoa; Priapulida; Priapulimorpha; Priapulimorphida; Priapulidae.